AAGCAGAAUACAGUCUGGAAACAAUUCUGUCCUGUGGCUGGAAGGACGAGAAGGACUGGUGGUGAAGGGAAGAAACACAAAUAAAAUGCAAAUCUAAAGCAGGGCUCAACGCUUGGCAACCCAGGCCGGGUGCAACUUUCUGAUGCGGUUGAGAUGCGGAGCCUGCAAUGUCAAAACUUUGAAGAUUAAUGGAUUACUUUGUUAAUGACUCAAGGCGUCAGAUUGGAGGUGCUUAAAUGAUUUGUGAGAAGCGCUAAAUAAGAGGGAACUUUUUCUCCAAGGGGGCUGCGAGUUGAAGGCCAUGAAUUUCGAAUUUGAGCGAGAGAUUGGCUUUAUCAAUAGUCAGCCAUCGCUCGCUGAGUGCCUGACAUCUUUUCCCCCUGUCGGUGAUACAUUUCAAAGUUCAUCAAUCAAGAACUCGACGCUUUCACACUCGACACUGAUUCCUCCUCCUUUUGAGCAGACCAUCCCCAGCCUGAAACCGGGCAGCCACCCUCGCCACAGCAGCGGCAGCCGCCCCAAGCACAGCCCCAAUGGCAACAGCGGCAGCCCAGUGCCAGCCGGCGCCCUCCAGCCUCCGGAGUACCCCUGGAUGAAAGAGAAAAAGGCGUCCAAGAAAACCGCCCUGCCGCCGCCUGCUUCGGCCUCCGCCCUUGGACCAGCUUGCCUGAGCCACAAAGAAUCUCUGGAGAUCUCCGAAAAUGGUAAUGGGGGCUCCAGGAGACUAAGAACUGCGUAUACCAACACUCAGCUUUUGGAGCUGGAGAAGGAAUUUCAUUUCAACAAGUACCUCUGCAGACCAAGGAGGGUGGAGAUCGCAGCUCUCCUAGAUCUGACGGAGAGGCAAGUCAAAGUCUGGUUUCAAAACAGGCGGAUGAAGCACAAGAGGCAGACCCAAUGCAAGGAGAACCAGAACAGCGAAGGGAAAUGCAAAGGCUUGGAGGACCCCGAAAAAGCCGAAGAAGAGGAGGAAGAGGAGGAAGAGGAGGAGGAGGAAGAAAAAUCUCUUUUUGAGCAAGCCCUCAACGAUGUCGAUGUCUCCGGCGCUCUUUUGGACAGGGAAAGCUACCCUUUUCAACAGAAUGCCCUGCCUCAGCCGCCUCCAAGCCUCCACAAUGGAGAGUCCCAAACUUUUCCAGUUUCGCCUUUAACCAGCCAUGAGAAAAAUCUCAAACAUUUUCAGCACCAGUCACCCACUGUUCCCAACUGCCUCUCAACAAUGGGCCAGAACUGUGCAGCUGCCCUGAACAAUGGCAGUCCGGAGGCCCUGGAAGUCCCUUCUUUGCAGGACUUCAGCGUUUUCUCUGCAGAUUCCUGCCUACAGCUUUCUGACGCUGCUGUCUCCCCCAGUUUGCCAGGAUCUCUCGACAGUCCUGUAGAUAUUUCAGCCGACAGCUUUGACUUUUUUUCAGAUACGCUCACCACAAUUGACUUGCAGCACCUGAAUUACUGAGAAAGCACAGGUCUUCCUCAUGCGCCAUGGGUUAUACCUUCUUUUUUUUUCUUCUUUUUUUCCUCUCUCUCCUUAAUUUUUAUUUCCCUUCCCUCUUUGAUCUGAUUUCUUUCUCUUUGUCUGUUAGCAUUUUCGGUUAUCCUAUCUGGGGGAAUUACAGUACUUUGCCGUUUCCCUAUGGCAUUUAGCCACAUUCUAGGUCCUUCUAUGAAAGCAAUAUAUAUGGCCUGUAAGAAAGUGAUCAUAUCAAAUUUGUAUCUUCACUUUCUUUUUAUUUUUGUAUUACAUUAGGGUGCAUUGUCAUAAGUAUUUUUGGUAGAAUAAAUUCUUGUUUACUACAA
Messenger RNA from Crotalus tigris (Tiger rattlesnake), 1794 nucleotides. RefSeq names its product homeobox A2 (gene HOXA2). NCBI's taxonomy places the organism in Eukaryota, Metazoa, Chordata, Lepidosauria, Squamata, Viperidae. Bases 302 to 1453 code for a protein of 383 amino acids. Gene Ontology annotation, molecular function: DNA-binding transcription factor activity, RNA polymerase II-specific; DNA binding. The record is from RefSeq and is a predicted model, not a curated record. The transcript has 4 exons. Gene Ontology annotation, biological process: regulation of DNA-templated transcription.